AUGGCAUCAAAAUAUCCAGUUGAGGAACUGGCAAAAUCUCAUAAACGUUUUGAAGAUUUUAAACAUGAAUCCGGCCAAAUGUUAUUACCAAUUCAAGGCUAUGCUGAUUUACCAUUAUUGUCAUUAGAAGAUGCUGUUAAACCCAUAGAACCAUUUAUAAACAAUAUUAAACAUCAAGUAUGGAUUGCAAAAAAUAAGUGUAAAUUACCAUAUCCAAAUGGCUUGACACAUGAUGAAUCGGCAGCUAUUGUCCUCUAUACAAUGGAAUGGAAAACAGAAAAUGGAAGUGUUUAUCGUGUGCUUAAUGAUAUUUUACGUACCGAAGAUCGUGAACAAGUAAAACCGUUCUAUUCAUAUUUAAAACUUAUCCUAAGUGGCCUUUGGAAAUUACCACCGGUUAGUAAAAUGGUAUUUCGUGGUAUAAACUUUGAUUUAACUGAUAAAUAUGAGGUAAAUAAAACAUAUACUUGGUGGGGUUUCAGUUCGACAACUGAGACAUUGGCACAGACAAAACAGUUUUUAGGUGAAACAGGUCAUGCACGUACAUUAUUGAAUAUUGAAUGUUUAAAUGGUAAAAUGAUUAAAGAUCAUUCGUGUUUUAGCUCUGAACGUGAAGUACUUUUAUUACCAGCUCUGCAUUUUGAGGUUGUAAGCAAAUUAAGUCCAUCACCCGAUAUACAUAUUUUACAACUGAGAGAAAUUGUACCUUAUUGUCCAUUAUUAGAACCACCAUUCAACUCGUCGUCAUUGCCGAUUCAGCCGACAACAACAAAGUCAUAUUUAUCCUCUAUUUCUCCGACAGUACCGUAUCCUUCAUCCCGCUCUCAUUCUCCAAGGGCUAAUGGCUCGUAUAAUCCACAAUCACGUCAAACCUUCCACGAGAGACGUUUAAACGACGAACGCCAACGGAAUCGAGAUGUCGCAUUGGCAAAUUUUCAAAAUAAUCAAUUGACGGAUAACGAUUUACAACGAGUGAUUUUGGAUGAAUUAAAAACAAAUAAUUUAUGGACAGAAAUACGUUUAUCACAAAAUAAAAUCACUGGACGCGGUGCACAAAAUUUAUGCCAAAUAUUAGAAAACAAUAAAACAAUAAAAAGGUUGACAAUAUGGGAUAAUCCAUUAACCGACAAGGGUGCAAACUCAUUUGCUAAUUUACUUAAGACUAAUCAAACAUUGGUAUGUUUAUCAUUGGGUGGAACACAAAUAACCGAUAACGGAAUUAUUGAUCUUGCUCGUAUGUUAAAAUCGAAUGAAACAUUACAAGAGCUACAUGUUGAUGAUAAUGAAAUAACUGAUCGAGGUAUGAUUGUUUUAGCAGAAUCAUUAAAAAGAAAUGUGAGUUUACAAUGGUUAGAUGCUAAACAAAAUAAAAUAUCGGAUAAAUCUGUAUCUGCUCUUAUUGAUAUGUUAACCGAAAAUGAUACAAUGUCCACAUUAAAUCUAGAUCGGAAUGGCAUAUCAGAAAAAGGUAAAAAUAAAUUACAAGAAGCAACGAAUAGAAAUCGUACAGUGAAAACAUUGUUAAUCAAUGAUCAAAAAUCAUGUAGAGUACAAUAG
Molecule: messenger RNA, 1557 nt
Organism: Didymodactylos carnosus
Lineage: Eukaryota; Metazoa; Rotifera; Eurotatoria; Philodinida; Philodinidae
Source: the annotation of a GenBank genome assembly